CAGUACUAGGCUAUAUAGCAUGCCAGUGUGGAGUCACUUUGUUUCCUCAGCUGAAGCUUAUAUUUUCUACUUGUGUUUCACCACAGCCUGUGUGGCACAGAGCGCGCAACCACACGUAACCACGGCUUGACACGGCGGGCGCGUGCUCGUGAGCGCGCACACCGGCUAUUGUGAUUUUAUCAACAAGGAGGCCUAACGGGUAACGGAGCCAGACAGGUGAACGACAACAUCCUGCCAAACCAUGGCGGACGAACAAGAAAUAAUGUGCAAAUUAGAAAAUAUCUUGGAAAUACGGAAUAAGACCAUCCAGAUGCAGAAGAUUAAGUCUCGUCUGAAGAUUGAGUUUGAGGCUCUGGAGUCCGAGGAGAAACAUCUGAAAGAGUACAAACAAGAGAUGGAUCUCCUUCUACAAGAGAAAAUGGCACAUGUGGAAGAGCUGCGGCUCAUCCAUGCAGAUAUAAAUGUGAUGGAGAGCACCAUCAAGCAGUCGGAGAAUGAUCUGAAUAAGCUACUAGAAACAACUCGCCGUCUGCAUGAUGAGUACAAACCUCUGAAGGAUCAUGUUGAUGCCCUCAGGAUGACUUUAGGUCUACAAAGACUCCCUAACCUGAACGAAGAAGAGGAGAAGCUCUCUCUGGAUUACUUUGAGAAGCAGAAAGCAGAAUGGCAGAAGGAGCCGCAUGAGCCUGCCAUCCCAGAGUCGCUCGCUGCUGCUGCAGCAGCAGCACAGCAGCUCCAGGUGUCCAGGAAGCAAGAUGCUCGCCAGACAGCUACCUUCAGGCAGCAACCCCCACCUAUGAAGGCCUGUCUGUCCUGCCACCAGCAGAUUCAUCGUAACGCUCCCAUUUGCCCACUGUGCAAGGCCAAGAGCCGCUCACGCAACCCAAAGAAGCCCAAGAGGAAGCCAGAUGAGUAGCUGCUCAUCCACCUUCAUCUUCAGUAGGGUUUCAAGGGAACUGGUCCAAUACACUGACUGAAGAUCAGCCACGUACAUCAUAUAUGGCUGAAGUAACAGAUCAGUGCUUCAGGACAAUUGCCUCAUUCAGUCCUCUCUUUACCACCUUGUCUUAGUAACCUGACAACUGAUGAUCUGAUAAUGUCAUUCUGUUCUAUGUUUUUAUCGGUGCUUUGGAUGUGUUUAUAUGUAGUUGUAUAACUUCCUUUGUCUUUGUAGUAUCAUUAGCCCCUAAACAUUGUAACUGCAGUAAUGCAAAAACUAACUUGAUAAAGUGUCCAAAUAAAUUUGUUUAUUUUGCUAUUUGUUUAUUGCCUUAGAUAUUGUACUGUAAUUCCUAAAUUUCUGCAUUGCAUGCAUGCUUCCAUGGCUAUCUGUUAUGUAUUAUUUGUGCCAAUGUAAAAUCAAAUAGAUUUAAACAAAACACAAUGUUGUUUUAAUGUUUACAGUGUUAAAGUGACCACAAACUGGACAAAAAAAAAGUCAUACAUUUGCUCUGAAUAGUGUUGUGUUAAAACUUUAAUAUAGUAAUAAAUGGCUGUUUUAUAA
This is a messenger RNA of Monopterus albus (swamp eel), 1504 nucleotides long. RefSeq names its product zinc finger, C4H2 domain containing (gene zc4h2). The coding region runs from base 242 to 916 and encodes 224 amino acids. Gene Ontology annotation, biological process: positive regulation of neuron differentiation. The transcript is spliced from 5 exons. Lineage: Eukaryota; Metazoa; Chordata; Actinopteri; Synbranchiformes; Synbranchidae. The record is from RefSeq and is a predicted model, not a curated record. Gene Ontology annotation, cellular component: nucleus.